GGAGGAGCUUGAGGGAAGCGUGCGAGAAGGGGCGUAACUGAUUUGGAAACCAGAGGAAAGGCGCUGUUUUCACCGAAUUAGAAUCGCGGGAAAAUAGAGAAGAGUUUGUUUGAAGAUCUCGCGAGAUCGAGACCGGAAGUCCUUCAUCUCAAGCAUCCAAUGCUGAAAGCGGCCUGACUUUCUCUACCGGAAGCCCUUUUCCAGAGGCUGGGAACACGGCCCACCUGCCAGGAAGUCCCACCUCCUUGAGCUCCGCCACCCUUCCCGAAGUUUUUCUGUCACCUGUGUUAGGCUCCGUCCCCUUUCCCCGUUUUAUCCCGUACCAGAAAAGGAUACAUUUAGUGCCUCCCACCCAGCUCCACUGAACGGGACGCGCGGCCUCCCCAGCCUCUUUCCUCCCGCUGUCAUGCACCUUGCAGCCUUCCCGCUUCCUGUGGUUGUGGCCGCUGUGCUGUGGGGAGCGGCCCCGACCCGGGGGCUCAUUCGAGCGACCUCGGACCACAAUGCCAGCAUGGACUUUGCAGACCUUCCAGCUCUGUUUGGGGCUACGUUGAGCCAGGAGGGCCUCCAGGGGUUCCUUGUGGAGGCUCACCCAGACAAUGCCUGCAGCCCCAUUGCCCCACCACCCCCAGCCCCGGUCAAUGGGUCAGUCUUUAUUGCGCUGCUUCGAAGAUUCGACUGCAACUUUGACCUCAAGGUCCUAAAUGCCCAGAAGGCUGGAUAUGGUGCCGCCGUAGUCCACAAUGUGAAUUCCAAUGAACUUCUGAACAUGGUGUGGAAUAGUGAGGAAAUCCAGCAGCAGAUCUGGAUCCCAUCUGUAUUUAUUGGGGAGAGAAGCUCCGAGUACCUACGUGCCCUCUUUGUCUACGAGAAGGGGGCUCGGGUGCUUCUGGUUCCAGACAAUACCUUCCCCUUGGGCUAUUACCUCAUCCCUUUCACAGGGAUUGUGGGACUGCUGGUUUUGGCCAUGGGAGCAGUAAUGAUAGUUCGUUGUAUCCAGCACCGGAAACGGCUCCAGCGGAAUCGACUUACCAAAGAGCAACUGAAACAGAUUCCUACACAUGACUAUCAGAAGGGAGACCAGUAUGAUGUCUGUGCCAUCUGCCUGGAUGAAUAUGAGGAUGGGGACAAGCUGCGGGUACUCCCCUGUGCUCAUGCCUACCACAGCCGCUGCGUGGACCCCUGGCUCACUCAGACCCGGAAGACCUGCCCCAUCUGCAAGCAGCCCGUUCAUCGGGGUCCUGGGGACGAAGAGCAAGAGGAAGAAACUCAGGGGCAAGAGGAGGGUGACGAAGAAGGGGAGCCAAGGGACCACCCUGCCUCAGAAAGGACCCCACUUUUGGGUUCUAGCCCCACUCUUCCCACCUCCUUUGGUUCCUUAGCCCCAGCUCCCCUUGUUUUUCCUGGGCCUUCAACAGAUCCCCCACCCUCUCCUCCCUCUUCCCCUGUUAUCCUGGUCUAACCCCCUACACAUACACUUCUGGUGACCUAUUUGCACAGACUGUCGUCUUCCCUCUAGUCUUCUAAGUUGAGGGAUAGGGGACAUUCCAUCCCAAGCUUCUCUUGUACCCACACCUAUCCUUUUGAGGGGCUUUGGGGUAGGGCUGGGGCAAGCAAAGGGACUGGGUCUUCACUUCUUGGGCUAAUAAAAUUUGUUUUUUUGUGGACUAA
This is a messenger RNA of Symphalangus syndactylus (siamang), 1671 nucleotides long. It is a transcript of the gene RNF167, whose product is annotated as ring finger protein 167. Gene Ontology annotation, biological process: ubiquitin-dependent protein catabolic process. Gene Ontology annotation, molecular function: ubiquitin protein ligase activity; zinc ion binding. Gene Ontology annotation, cellular component: nucleus. NCBI's taxonomy places the organism in Eukaryota, Metazoa, Chordata, Mammalia, Primates, Hylobatidae. The record is from RefSeq and is a predicted model, not a curated record.